Messenger RNA from Danio rerio (zebrafish), 1529 nucleotides. RefSeq names its product palmitoyl-protein thioesterase 1 (ceroid-lipofuscinosis, neuronal 1, infantile) (gene ppt1). Gene Ontology annotation, molecular function: palmitoyl-(protein) hydrolase activity; palmitoyl hydrolase activity. The record is from RefSeq and is marked provisional. Lineage: Eukaryota; Metazoa; Chordata; Actinopteri; Cypriniformes; Danionidae. Gene Ontology annotation, cellular component: extracellular region; Golgi apparatus; lysosome.
GUCAAAAAACAAGCACAUUUGGUUUCUCAGUUUAUGACCCCUUUAAAGUACCCAUAAGAUUAGACACUAACCUCCCCGAAACCCUCCAGUGCACGCAGGGCAAACAGCCACUUAGCUCCGAGUUGAGCUGACAGCGGGGUGAGGAGCGUGAGGAGAGCCGUUCCCAGCACACCUCCACCCAGAAACAGGCUUCCUCCAAAGCGACCUGAUAAAUAACCUCCUGGGAUCUGAGUAAACAGGUAUCCAAAAAAGAAAGCACCAAGAAGCAUUCCCUGUGUCUCUGAAUUCCACGGGUAUCUCGGAAUCUGGGAACAGAAAAUUAAAGGAUUGAGAUUGAAUAAUGGCUCCAUCGGCUGCUUUUCGUCUGUUGUCUGUCUCUGGAUGUCUGCUGUUAUUGUGUGGCACAUCAUGGGCAUCUAAUGGCACAGUUCCUCUGGUGAUUUGGCAUGGGAUGGGUGACAGCUGUUGUAAUCCUCUGAGUAUGGGUGCAAUAAAGAAGAUGGUGGAGCAGGAAGUCUCAGGAAUAUAUGUGCUUUCCCUCAUGAUCGGCAAAUCUGUUUUUGAGGACACUGAAAAUGGCUUCCUAAUGGAUGUUAAUAAGCAGGUGUCUUUCGUUUGUGACCAACUGGCCAAAGAUCCCAAACUAAAGGAAGGCUACAAUGCAAUGGGCUUUUCACAGGGCGCACAGUUUCUGCGAGCGGUGGCACAGCGCUGUCCAGAUCCGCCAAUGAGGAACCUCAUCUCUGUUGGUGGACAACAUCAAGGAGUGUAUGGUCUUCCUCGGUGUCCUGGCGAAAGCUCUCAUAUCUGCGACUGGAUCCGCAAGCAGCUCAACUCAGGCGCUUAUACAGACGCAGUUCAGAAACACUUAGUUCAGGCGCAAUACUGGCACGAUCCUCUCAAUGACGACCUGUAUAAAAAAUACAGCCUCUUCCUUGCUGACAUCAAUCAGGAGCGGGUGGUGAAUGAGACGUACAAGAAGAAUCUGAUGUCUCUGAAUAAGUUUGUGAUGGUGAAGUUCCUGCAGGACUCCAUCGUUGAUCCUGUGGACUCUGAGUGGUUUGGCUUUUAUAAAGCUGGUCAAGCUGAAGAACUGGAAACACUGCAAGAAAGCCCCAUAUACAAAGAGGAUCGUCUGGGUUUGGCAGCGAUGGAUUCAGCAGGGAAGCUUGUGUUUCUGGCCUCUGAAGGAGAUCAUCUGCAGUUCACCCGAGAGUGGUUUAAUGAGAAUCUGCUGUCCUACUUGCUCUGAAAACACACUUGCUUAUUCCCAAUAAGAGUUUACACGCAAACGCGCGCACAGUGCUUUUAUUUUCUGAUUUCAGCAUGUUCGUAACUAUCGUCUCAGAUACAUAUGCGAUGACUUGUAUAGAAAUGAAGCCAGUCUUGCUUGUUUUAUUGCACUGAUCUUUUAUUUGAUUUAAUGGAACCAAGAAAUCAGGUUUACCUUGACAUUUAGGUUUUAAUUAUACUAAUUACGUACUCUUUUUAGGUCAUUUUUGUUAGGCAAUAAAAAUACAGCGUACAAA